CUGGAAUCUUUCGUAGCGCUGCAAUGGCGAGCCGGUACGGGGACGAAUUCCGAGGCCGCGGUCGAGACCGCAGUAGAGAGCGUGGGUACAGUGGAAGUGGCGGCGAUAGAGGGUACGGCGGCCGAUCGGGGGGUGGGGGCUAUGGACGGGAUCGUGCGGGAAGCCGACGCGGGGAGCAGAGCGGAGGGGGUGCUGAGCAUUUGGCGCGCAUUCACGGCACAGAGGAGGACCGCGUGAACUGUCCGUUUUACUUCAAGAUCGGUGCCUGCCGACACGGCGACCGCUGCUCUCGACUGCACAACAAGCCCGUGUUCAGUCAGACCAUCCUAGUGAGCCACAUGUACCAGAACCCGAUCGCGCAGGUGAUCGCGCAGAACGGAGACCCAGCCUCGCUGGACCAGCGUCAAGUGGACGAGGAUUUUGAGGACUUUUACGAGGAGGUCUUUGAGGAGCUGUGCAAGUUCGGCAAGGUGGAGGAGCUCAACAUUUGCGACAAUCUGGGUGACCACCUCGUCGGCAAUGUGUACGCCAAGUAUGAGGACGAGGAACAUGCCGCGGCAGCUCAGAAAUCUUUGUACGGACGCUUCUACGCAGGUCGCCCGCUCGUGUGCGAGUUCUCUCCAGUGACAGAUUUCAGGGAAGCACGCUGCCGCCAGUUCGAUGAGGGAACUUGCAACCGCGGCGGCUACUGCAAUUUUAUGCACAUUAAGACGGUAUCGCGAUCCAUGCAGCGCGAGCUAGAGAGAAUGUUCAACCGCGGGAAACGUGACAAAAGUCGUAGCAGAAGCAGGAGCAAGAGCAGAAGCCGCAGUGCAAGCCGCGGACGCGGGCGGCAGUCGCGAGGCCGCUCUCGCUCGCGUAGUGGGUCGCAUGAUGCUCCAAAGGCCGAAUCCUCCCGUCGCAAGGGCAGUCGUAGCUGCUCCCCGUCGCCUGCCAAGAAAGACCGUCGUAGUCGCUCACGCAGUCACAGCCCGCGAUCUCCCGUUCGGGGCUCGAAGCGCGAUACUGCCAGGACGGAAGGGGAUGCUGUGGAGAAGAAGGAUUGAGGGACCUUUUUUACUGCAGAUUAGAUCUCUUAUUCGUUGCUGCAUAGGUCGGGCUACCGAGAGGUGGGUAGUGAGACUGUCUGUUGCUGCCUUUGCCACCUUCUCGGUUUGAAACCUAAUACAUGAAUCCAUUCGAAUGAGUCCAAA
This is a messenger RNA of Phytophthora infestans T30-4, 1193 nucleotides long. Its product is annotated as splicing factor U2AF 35 kDa subunit. The record is from RefSeq and is a predicted model, not a curated record. NCBI's taxonomy places the organism in Eukaryota, Oomycota, Peronosporomycetes, Peronosporales, Peronosporaceae. Gene Ontology annotation, biological process: mRNA splicing, via spliceosome. Gene Ontology annotation, molecular function: metal ion binding; pre-mRNA 3'-splice site binding. Gene Ontology annotation, cellular component: spliceosomal complex; U2AF complex. The coding region runs from base 24 to 1046 and encodes 340 amino acids. The transcript has a single exon.